Messenger RNA from Didymella exigua CBS 183.55, 1584 nucleotides. Its product is annotated as benomyl/methotrexate resistance protein. Gene Ontology annotation, biological process: xenobiotic detoxification by transmembrane export across the plasma membrane. Bases 1 to 1584 code for a protein of 527 amino acids. The transcript is spliced from 5 exons. NCBI's taxonomy places the organism in Eukaryota, Fungi, Ascomycota, Dothideomycetes, Pleosporales, Didymellaceae. Gene Ontology annotation, molecular function: fluconazole transmembrane transporter activity. The record is from RefSeq and is a predicted model, not a curated record.
AUGUCAUAUCUAUUCCGGCAUUCGUCGCUCGGAACCGCAAUCCACUACAUCCGUCAUCGAAGCUUUGACUUCUCGCGACACAAGGCAAAGAAGAUAUCGCCCUCUUCCUCGAGCGAUGAUGUCCCUGCAGCAAUGCCCACUGACAGUGUCAUCGGCGCCGAACUCAAACUCGAGCAGAGUGCGACUUUGGUGGGCUGGGACGGACCCAAUGAUCCGUCUAAUCCUCAAAAUUGGCCCUUAAGAGACAAAGUCCUUAUGACCUCGCUCAUCGGCCUCUACACGUUUGCUGUGUACGUCGGCUCGUCCAUCUACACGCCUUCACAGGAGGCCGUGCAGGAAGUUUUCGGCAAGUCACACGUUGAGGGCUCACUGGGUCUUGCUCUGUACGUACUAGGGUACGGCAUAGGAUGCCUCCUCUUCUCGCCCAUCUCAGAAAUUCCUGCUGUUGGCAGAAAUCCACCCUACGCCAUCUCCGGCUUCCUCUUCGUCAUCCUGUGUAUCCCCACUGCUUUGGUCAACAACUAUGAAGGGUUGAUGAUCUUGCGCUUCCUACUUGGGUUCAUGGCAUCGCCUUGCUUGGCCACGGCGGGAGCCUCUCUUGCAGAUAUCUGGACAAUGGCACAGUUUCCGUUUGCAGUGGCAUUGUGGGCAGCUACAGCUACGAUGGGACCUGCUCUUGGACCGACACUCUCCACCUACGCUGUCCGUGACCUUGGAUGGAGGUUCUCAGCCUGGGAACUCAUGAUCAUCGCCGGCCCAGUCUACAUCCUGAUGCUCUGCAUGCUGCCUGAGUCUUCAGCUCUUACGAUCCUCUACUACAAGGCUAAGCGCCUUCGUGAAGAGACGGGCAACCAGAACCUCAUGUCUGACGCAGAGAAGAAGCAGAAGAACCUGAAGGCAUCCAGCCUGAUGUUCGAUGCUCUGAUCAAGCCCUGGGAGAUCAACGCGCUUGAUCCCGCUAUUCUCUUCACGACUGUAUACAUGGGUCUGUGCUACGGCACCUAUUACUCGUUCUUCGAGUCUCUACCCUUGGUCUACCCUGUCAUGUACGGCUUCUCCGCUGAGAGUACUGGCCUUGUAUUCCUUGUUGUCGCACCAGCUGGACUGAUCGCAUUCACCGUCCACUGCAUCUACCUCAAGUACAGAUGCUUCCCCCGGAUGAUGAACGGCACCUUCGGCGAGCUCGAGAACCACCUGUUGCCCGGCUUGUUCGCUUCACCAGUCAUUUGCAUCGGCCUCUUUAUAUUUGCGUGGACAGCCCGUCCCUCGGUACAUUGGAUGGCACCAACCAUUGGUCUUGGACUUGCCAUCUUCGGCACAUACUUCGUCGCUCAAUCGAUCCUCCUCUACAUCCCCAACAUAUAUCCUCGAUAUGCCGCCAGUAUCUUCUCAGCAAACAGUCUGUCCAGGAGCUUGUUCGCAUUUGCGGCGGUCUUGUUCGCGAGGCCCAUGUUCCGCGGCAUUGGAAUCGACGGCGGUGUAAGCUUGUUGGCAGGAUUCAUGGUUUUGUGUACAAUCUUGAUGUGGCUUCUAUUCCGCUAUGGCAAGGGCCUGCGCGAGAGGAGUAGGUUUGCGGUUGCCUAG